Colossoma macropomum (tambaqui) is the source of this 3470-nucleotide messenger RNA. Its product is annotated as cytochrome P450 2F2-like. The transcript is spliced from 9 exons. Gene Ontology annotation, biological process: xenobiotic metabolic process. The record is from RefSeq and is a predicted model, not a curated record. Lineage: Eukaryota; Metazoa; Chordata; Actinopteri; Characiformes; Serrasalmidae. The coding region runs from base 84 to 1562 and encodes 492 amino acids. Gene Ontology annotation, cellular component: cytoplasm; intracellular membrane-bounded organelle. Gene Ontology annotation, molecular function: iron ion binding; oxidoreductase activity, acting on paired donors, with incorporation or reduction of molecular oxygen, reduced flavin or flavoprotein as one donor, and incorporation of one atom of oxygen; heme binding.
AGGCCAUUUAUAGGAAGGAGUUGAGGUGGCAAAGCUAAAACCUUUAUAGGAAAACCAAGCAGAGCUGAACAAAAAUAGACACCAUGCUGGGUUCUUUGGUGCUGAUUUGGAUUUUUGUCUUCCUCCUCUUCCUCUUCAUCAAGACCCAAAGGCCCAAGAACUUUCCUCCAGGACCCCGGCCUGUGCCCAUAUUUGGGAACCUCCUUGAGCUGAACAUUGCCAACCCUCUGAAAGACUUUGAGAGGUUGGCUCAAUGCUAUGGGAACGUUUACAGUCUGUACUUUGGAGGAACACCAGCAGUGGUUCUUACUGGUUUUAAGGCUGUGAAGGAAGCUCUGGUGAACAAGGCUGCAGACUUUUCAGGACGCCCACAAAACCUGCUAGUCAGCCAUCUAACAGAAGGGAAAGGUAUCGUAUUUCUUGAUUAUGGUCCUGCAUGGAAGGAGCAUCGGCGCUUUGCCCUCAUGACCCUGAGGAACUUUGGCAUGGGGAAGCAGUCAAUGGAGGACAGGAUUCUGGGAGAAAUUGAACAUCUUGUUGCACGUUUGAAGAGAAGUGCUGGAGGCUUCCUGAAUCCUCAGACUGUGUUCCAUGAUGCUACAUCAAAUAUCAUCUAUCUGGUUUUAUUUGGCAUUCGCUACAACUACGGGGAUGAAGCCCUUAAAAAGUACGUCAGUAGCUUUACUGAAUCUACGAAGAUUGCCAAUGGACCCUGGGGACUGAUAUAUGAAACUUUUCCUUUUCUGAGAGCCCUGCCCCUUCCCUUUAAGAAGGUGUUCACGCAUUUUGAGACAGUGAAAAAAUUGGACGCAAGCAUGGUCAAUAAGCACAAACCAACCAGAGUCCCAGGAGAGCCAAAGAACUUUGUUGACUGCUAUCUGGAUGAGCUCGAUAAGAGAGGAAACGGUGGGUCUUCCUUUAGUGAGGAACAACUUGUGAGAUCCAUCAUUGACCUUCAUGCUGCUGGAACAGAUAGUAGCUCCAACACCCUCCUGACAGCAUUUCUGUACCUUAUAACACACCCAGACAUUCAAGGGAGAUGUCAGAAGGAGAUUGAUGAGGUUUUGGAGGGUAAAGCUCAUGCAUCUUUUGAGGACAGACACAAGAUGCCGUACACGCAGGCUGUGAUCCAUGAGUCCCAGCGUAUUGCUAGAACCGUCCCCCUCAGUGUUCCCCACUGUGUCAGCAGAGAUACUGAACUGAUGGGCUACAGCAUCCCAAAGGGCACUGUUAUCAUCCCAAACCUCUACUCAGUGCUGAGUGAGGAAGGCCAGUGGAAGUUUCCUCAUGAGUUCAAUCCAGCUAACUUCCUGAAUGAGCAGGGACAGUUUGAGAGGCCAGAGGCCUUCAUACCCUUUUCUACUGGGCCCCGUGUGUGUCUCGGUGAAGGUCUGGCUCGCAUGGAGCUCUUCCUCAUCUUGGUCACUCUGCUGCGCCGGUUCCAGUUCUUCUGGCCUGAAGAUGCAGGAGAACCAGACUAUACUCCUGUAUAUGGAAUCACACUCACACCCAAACCGUACAGGAUGGGGGUCAGACUGAGACAGCCAGCUAGAGAAAUGUAGAGCAGAUUCCAAAUACCAGUGUAAUUGUAACACCAAUACCCUUCAUUGAAUACAGACUUUGAGAAAAUAAACCCAUAAUUCAGUUCAUCCAGGUCAAAUACAUGGCUUAAGUUAGAUCACAGUAACCAACACACAGCACAAAAAGAAAACUCUAAGAAAUGUUCCAGAAGUCAAGUAGCCGAUCAUCUACCCAUGCACUGCCCACAAUACAUGCUCAAACCUACUGUUGCUACUUUGCAGAAGUUUGUCAAAAAUCCCAUUAAACUAAGUUAAAUCUGCUACAUUAUACAGAGUUUCCAAUUUAAAAUGCUACACUACCAAGAUGGACUGUUGUUUCCUUCAUAUUUUGUAAACUACGAAGCCUCUGAAAGGAUGUGGUAUAUUUUUCAAUUUUCGUAGGUAAAAAUCUGUUGCCCACCACAAACUGUUAUGUGCUCACAAAAUAUUAACAGAUAUUUUCAGCACUAGAUACAAUUUGAAGAAAACAUCAAAUAUUAUCUGUCAUGACAGUUACUGAUUGAAGUAUUGUUGAUUUUUUAUUUAUCUUUGUUCAGUAAUUUACAUGCUUUUAUGAAUUAAAUUCUAACCAUCUUUUAUUUAGACACCUGUUUACCAUAGAUACACACCUCUCCUAGCUUAGCCAGCUCCAUAAUUACUUACAUUCUUGUUAAAAAUGGGUAAAAAAAGUCAUGAAAAAAUAUUAUUGUGGAUAAUUAUCUAAUUUAGAUUAGAUAAGAUUAGAUUAGAUUCAACUUUAUUGUCAUUGUGCAGAGUACAGGUACAGAGCCAAUGAAAUGCAGUUAGCAUCUUACCAGAAGUGCAAAAUCCAGUAUUAUUUACAUAUAAAGUGCAGAAAAGUAGCUGUAGUAAGCGAUGCUGUGGUUACAAUACAUACAAUUAAGGAUGGUAGAGUGGUAAAAAGAUACAGAUGUUGCAAGUAUAAAUAUUAUAUGCAUAUGCACAGAGUGAGUGGAGAGAAUGCAAAUGUAGGUACACUGUUAGAAAUAAAGGUUCUGUGCAGGUACAUUUUUCGUUCAUCAAGGUACAAAUAAUAAAUGUACCCUCAAAGGUACAACAGUCGUUUUAAGGUCCAAUUUUGGACCUUAAAUAAGUUUUUCCUGGCAAAAAUUACAUAUUUGUAUCUUUUCAUAACCUAAUGUUUUAAAACAGAGCACUAAAAUAAAAAGCCUGGAGACGAGACGGGGUGUGUGGAGUCAAUACAACUUAGAAAAUAUCAUUUCAAUGGAUUAUGGUACAAUUAUGCUCCCUGUCCAAAGGUGCUCAGAUGUACCCUUGAGGGUACCACCCCAGUGACAAGAGGGGUGCUGCCCCAGUGACAGUUUACUACCUUUUUUUCUGAGAGUGUAGUAGGUAUUGUGAAAGCAGCAUUUGUAAAAUGAUACGUAUGCAGAGUAAAAACAUGCAGUCUGUGCAAAUAUAAAUAGUGCAGUAGCAGACUGUACAAAUAUGAAUAGUGCAAUAAUAGUAGGAGAUAAAGUACAGUAACACUGCAUUGAGUGCAAAAUGUGGUUAAAGUGGUGGUGUGGAGUUCAGCAGGGUCACAGCCUCAGGGAAAAAAGCACUUCCACAGUGAUCCAUCUUUAUCAAGGGUGCCUGUAACUAUGGUAUGACUGUUUAAUUACUUAAUGCACUGAACGGGUCAUAUGAGAGCAGGGGAAAUAUUGUUUCUUAUCUAACAGGCUUGAUUCAGCUGUGAUUAUAAAAUACUUUAUAAUAGUAAAGUUCAUAAUGAUAAAGUUCAGUUUUAUAAAAGCUGUGUUUAUUUGUGCAGGUCUGUGGCAGAAUAUUUCAGUCUAAAUGAAAUAAACACAUAAAAAAUAAACCUUUAAAAUGUAUCAUGUAUUGUGUGAAGUGGCAAUUAAUUAAAAUUGAAAAUAUGAACACAAA